This is a messenger RNA of Salarias fasciatus (jewelled blenny), 2475 nucleotides long. RefSeq names its product protocadherin gamma-A2-like. Gene Ontology annotation, molecular function: calcium ion binding. Gene Ontology annotation, biological process: homophilic cell-cell adhesion. Lineage: Eukaryota; Metazoa; Chordata; Actinopteri; Blenniiformes; Blenniidae. The record is from RefSeq and is a predicted model, not a curated record. Bases 39 to 2432 code for a protein of 797 amino acids. The transcript has a single exon. Gene Ontology annotation, cellular component: plasma membrane.
UGUAGCUUCACAGUGGAAAAAAAAGAUCGAGUAGAACAAUGAAUCGGCAAGUACUGUUGUUUAUUUCUCUCCUCUCGUUCGACGCAGUGAUCGCACAGGUCAGCUACUCUGUUCCAGAGGAAAUGUCUAAAGGAUCUCUCGUGGGAAACAUAGCGCAGGAUUUGGGUUUGGAGGUUAAACGUUUGAUAUCCGGUAAAGCAAAAAUCUACACGAGAAACAGCGACGAGUACAUCGAGCUGAACAGAGAAAGAGGAGUCCUCCUCGUCAAGGAAAGGAUCGACAGAGAGGCGCUGUGUGCAGAGACGGCGCUUUGUGCUUUACAUUUUCAGAUCAUUUUAGAGAAUCCCAUUGAGUUUUAUGCGAUAACUGUACAGAUUACUGAUAUUAAUGACAAUGCGCCAGUCUUUGGAAAAAAAGAAAUAUUGUUUAAAAUAAGCGAGUCGGCGGUUAUUGGAUCGAAAUUUGACCUGGAGAGAGCUGAGGAUCUCGAUGUUGGAACGAACAGCGUUCAAAAGUUUGAACUCAAACCGACGGAUAAUUUCGCGUUGACAGUUCACAAUCAUGCAGAUGGUGUAAAAAACGUGGAGAUGGUGUUACAAAAGCCUUUAGACAGAGAGAAACAGGAGCAGAUAUCUCUCGUACUAACAGCGGUAGAUGGUGGAGAGCCGCAGAUGUCAGGAACAAUGCUGAUCGUCAUUACAGUUUUAGAUGCGAAUGAUAACGCUCCUGUUUUUACACAGAAAACAUACAAAGCGACAGUAACUGAGAAUUCCCCUAUUGGCACAGUUGUUGCUACUGUAACAGCCUCAGAUGCUGAUCAUGGCUCUAAUAGUAAAGUAACAUAUUCUAUUACAAAUACAUUAGGAAAUGUGUUUAAAAUAUUUCAAGUAAACCCUGACAGUGGCGAAGUUUCUGUAGUCGGAAAUGUUGAUUUUGAAAAAUCGAAACAUUAUGAAAUAAAUGUGCGCGCAAGUGACGAAGGAGGACUGACUGAUUCAGCCAAGGUGCUCAUUGAUGUUCAAGAUAUAAAUGACAACAAACCCGAAAUUAAUAUACUGUCAAAAUCCAAUGUUAUAUCAGAAGAUGUCACACAAGCCACAGUUGUGACUGUUAUAAAUGUCGAGGACUUAGACUCAAGUGAAAACGGAGAUGUAAAAUGCUAUAUUACUGAAAACAUACCCUUCAUUUUAAAACCAUCAACAAGUAAUUUCUAUAGCUUGGUAACAGACAGUGAUUUAGACCGGGAGAGAUCUUCUCAGUAUAAUAUCACAGUGACCUGCUCUGAUGAGGGAGUGCCCUCUCUCUCCAGCAGUGUCACUCUCACCUUACAGAUCUCUGAUGUGAAUGAUAACGCACCUGUCUUUGGGAGGAGCUCAUACGAGGCCAGCAUCGUAGAAAACAACACACCAGGCCUCUCUAUAUUUACAGUGAAAGCCACAGAUGUUGACUGGAACCAGAAUGCCCGUGUUUCUUACAUACUGGAGGACUCCUCUGUGAACGGAGUGCCAGUCUCCUCAUAUGUGUCCGUCAGUGCAGACAGUGGAGUCAUCCAUGCAGUGCGCUCUUUUGACUUCGAGCAGAUCAAAGAUUUCCAGUUUCUUGUCAAAGCUCAGGAUGGAGGCUCUCCUCCACUCAACAGCAACGUGACAGUGAAAAUCCUGAUCCAGGACCAGAACGACAACCCCCCUCAGGUCCUGUACCCAGUGCAGACUGGUGGCUCAGUGGUGGCUGAGAUGGUGCCUCGUUCAGCAGAUGUGGGCUAUCUGGUGACGAAAGUAGUGGCUGUUGAUGUGGACUCUGGACAGAAUGCCUGGCUCUCAUAUAAACUCCAGAAAGCCACAGACAGAGCGCUGUUUGAAGUUGGAUUACAGAAUGGAGAAAUCAGAACCAUCCGCCAAGUUAAUGAUAAAGAUGCAGUCAAACAAAGACUGACUGUCAUAGUGGAGGACAACGGACAGCCCUCUCGUUCAGCUACAGUCAUUGUGAACGUGGCGGUGGCGGACAGCUUCCCUGAAGUGCUGUCAGAGUUCACUGACCUGAUCCACGACAAGGAGUACAAUGACAACCUGACUUUUUACUUGGUGUUGGCUCUGGCUGUAGUCUCCUUCCUGUUCAUCACCUGUGUGGUGGUGAUUAUCUCCGUGAAAAUCUACAGAUGGAGACAGUCUCGCAUCAUGUAUCAGUCCAACCUGCCAGUGAUUCCAUAUUAUCCUCCACGUUACUCAGACACUUUGGGGACAGGGACUCUCCAACAUGUGUACAACUACGAGGUGUGCAGGACCACAGACUCCAGAAAGAGUGACUGUAAGUUCGGCAGAGCUGGUAGUCAGAACGUGCUGAUCAUGGACCCCAGUUCAACAGGGACGAUGCAGCGGAUACAGAGUGAGAAGAGCAUCCUGGAUGAACCUGACUCUCCUGUCGAGGUUAGUUGAUUAAGUCUGCCUCAUAUGAAUCUAUUUUUAAAUGGCAUUUGAG